Molecule: messenger RNA, 2112 nt
Organism: Pseudozyma hubeiensis SY62
Lineage: Eukaryota; Fungi; Basidiomycota; Ustilaginomycetes; Ustilaginales; Ustilaginaceae
Exons: 1
Coding region: 1-2112 (703 amino acids)
Biological process (GO): purine nucleobase biosynthetic process; purine nucleotide biosynthetic process
Cellular component (GO): cytoplasm
Molecular function (GO): amidophosphoribosyltransferase activity
Source: RefSeq, a predicted model, not a curated record
AUGAGGUUCGGGCCAUUCAGCCGAAAGAGAUGUGACCGUGGCUUGAGUUGCAACAAGACCAAAACUUGCGCUCCUGCGUGCACUGCUGAGUCUACGCUGCUGCCUGCACCCUGUGAAGCUCACUCGCUGGUCGGCCAACUUGUUACUGGUUUCGUGAGCGACCAGCCUCUGCCUCUUGCUUCCUCUCCUCUAGGUAUCCACCUCACCGUCCUCGAGUGUCGCAUCGUCCCUCGAUCCACCGUCCAUCUCCUCACACCCACGCAUCUGCGAUUCUGCUUCGUGAUCGUCGUUGCUGACGUCGCAUCUUCGACCAUGUGUGGUAUCACCGCUCUCCUCCUCGCCUCGACCGAGCAGUCGGCUGCGCCCGAGAUCAACGAGGCACUCUCGUUGCUCCAGCACCGUGGUCAAGAUGCUGCCGGUAUCGUCACUUGUGGCAGCAAGGGCCGCUUCUAUCAAUGCAAGGCCAACGGCAUGGUUCGCGACGUGUUCGACGUCAACGCCAUCUCUCGUCUCCAGGGCAGCAUGGGUGUCGGUCACGUUCGUUACCCCACCGCCGGAUCUUCGGCUCACUCUGAGGCCCAGCCCUUCUACGUCAAUGCUCCCUACGGCAUCACGUUUGCUCACAACGGCAACCUCAUCAACACCGACGAGCUUCGUCGCUUCCUCGAUGCUGACGCGCAUCGCCACAUCAACACCGACUCGGACUCUGAGGUGCUCCUCAACGUCUUUGCCAACAACUUGCAAAAGACCGGCAAGUUCCGUAUCAAUGAGGAGGACAUCUUCACCGCCAUCCGCGACCUCAUGAAGCAGUGCAAGGGUGGUUACACCUGCGCAGCCAUGAUCGCCGGUUUCGGCAUCAUCGCCUUCCGCGAUCCCAACGGCAUUCGACCUCUCGGCAUGUGCUCGCGUCCCUCGUCCGUCGCCGACUCUGAGUAUCUCGAGGGUCACGGCAUGGACUACCUCUUCACCUCCGAGUCGGUCGUCUGCGACGCGCUUGGCUUCGAGGACUUCCAAGACAUCAAGCCUGGCGAGGCCGUCAUCAUUACAAGGCACGCCGUGUCGCGACGUAUCCUCACACCUCCCGCCGGCUCACAGGAUGGUGCCGCCUUCUCCCCCGACAUUUUCGAGUACGUCUACUUUGCCCGUCCAGACAGUGUCAUGGACGGCGUUUCUGUCUACCGUUCGCGCAUGGCCAUGGGUGACAAGCUCGCCGACGAGGUGCGUCGUCAACUGCAAAAGACGGGCGAGACCAUCGACGUCGUUAUCCCUGUUCCGGAUACAUCCCGUGUUGCCGCGCUGCAGCUUGCACAGAACCUCGGCGUUCCGUAUCGCGAAGGUUUCAUCAAGAACCGCUACGUCGGUCGAACCUUCAUCAUGCCCGGCCAGAGCGUGCGUCGCAAAAAUGUACGCCGAAAGCUCAACGCCAUGGCGCUCGAGUUCAACGGCAAGAAUGUCCUCAUCGUCGACGACUCGAUCGUUCGAGGUACCACAUCCAAAGAGAUCAUCCAAAUGGCUCGUGAUGCAGGUGCCAGAAAGGUCAUCAUGGCUUCGUGCGCGCCACCCAUCCGUUACUCGAACGUGUACGGUAUCGACAUGCCUUCGCGGAAAGAGCUUGUCGCCUACGAACGCUCCGUAGAACAAGUCGCCGAGUACAUCCAGGCGGACAUGGUCAUCUACCAGACGCUCGAAGACCUCAUCGACUCGGUGCAGCAGUUCAACCCGGAGUUGAAACAGUUCGACUGCUCGGUAUUCGAUGGCAAGUACGUCACUGGCGGUGUGGACGCCGCGUACAUUGCGCAUCUCGAGCACCUUCGCAGUGAGAACGCCAAAGCCAAGAAGGCAGCGGGCAAGAUCCCCGUGAUCGCCGAGAGCCAGAAGAAGAUCUACGCGAGCCGUGCGAGCCCUGCCGCAUCGAGCGUUGCAGGCGACGAAAAGAUGGCCAACGAAGCUACAGCGGCGGUGCUCAACGGCAACGCCAAUGGCAAUCGCAAACGGCGCUUGACGGAUGAGGAGAUCGAAGAGGAGGAGGAGGAGAAGCAGCAGGCGGCUGGCUGCUCGGGUCCGAUGAACGGCGCCGACGACAUUGGCCUGUUCAACGGCUGGACCCGUUAG